AUGGAAAUGUGUGAGCGGAAUCCUUUAAAUCCCGGCUAUGUUGGUUCUCUUCUGAAUUUUGCUCCACCCGAGUCGCUGUAUUUCUCCAAUUUACGCGGCAAUGGAACCCACUUACACGGGCUGCAUCAGCUUCCAUAUAGCAGGAGAGACGUGUGCACCCUCCCAUGGACUUCCUCAAGUUCGUGCGCAUCUGGACCUGCCGCACCACCAACACCGAGCCGUGCUUUCGGUGGCUACUGCCCGCCGUUUCUGUCCAGUUCGGUGUCUAUAAAUCCCAACACCUCCAGCGGCCACGUCAAGACUCAUUUGGAGGAGUCUGCUGCUCGAUGCUACCAAGAUGCGAGCCUCAAGACAGAAGAGUCUGGCAGACAAGAUGAAGUUUACGCCUCGGAACAUGGGGUCCGUGGUUACUCAGAUCUAGACGAGUCUCACGGGUCUGCGGCACAACUUGAUCCUGCAGCUCCACUAAAUGUGAACGGUUCCAAACAGAAGCUCAGUCUCACAGAGACAAUACCAAAUAACUUGUGCUCCAGGUCGACUUUUGGCCAGGGUGCCCCGUGGUGCUCGUCCCAAGUGAAAACAAGAAAGAAGAGGAAGCCUUACUCGAAGCCACAGCUAGCUGAACUUGAGAAUGAAUUUCUGAUGAAUGAGUUCAUUAACCGACAGAAACGCAAAGAAUUGUCUGAUAGACUCGACCUGAGCGACCAACAAGUGAAAAUAUGGUUUCAGAACCGAAGGAUGAAGAAGAAACGACUAAUGAUGCGCGAACAAGCUUUCUCCGCUUUUUGA
Melanotaenia boesemani (Boeseman's rainbowfish) is the source of this 789-nucleotide messenger RNA. It is a transcript of the gene hoxd12a, whose product is annotated as homeobox D12a. The coding region runs from base 1 to 789 and encodes 262 amino acids. The transcript is spliced from 2 exons. The record is from RefSeq and is a predicted model, not a curated record. Gene Ontology annotation, molecular function: DNA-binding transcription factor activity, RNA polymerase II-specific; sequence-specific double-stranded DNA binding. Gene Ontology annotation, biological process: regulation of DNA-templated transcription. NCBI's taxonomy places the organism in Eukaryota, Metazoa, Chordata, Actinopteri, Atheriniformes, Melanotaeniidae.